Molecule: messenger RNA, 2034 nt
Organism: Triplophysa rosa
Lineage: Eukaryota; Metazoa; Chordata; Actinopteri; Cypriniformes; Nemacheilidae
Exons: 2
Coding region: 1-843 (280 amino acids)
Source: RefSeq, a predicted model, not a curated record
AUGUCUGUGUGGGGAGCAUUGUGUCAAUGCAUGAUGUACGACACAAACAUGCUUUUCAAAUUGAGGCUCUCAUUCAUACAGGAGUCGUACGUGCUUGGCACAGAACCUGUACACACAUACCACUACAUGUGCUCUCAUGCCCAAGUCCUACCCUUUAAAACAAACAUCAGAACAUUUACCUAUAACUCAAGGUUUGUGGGUGUGUUUUGUGUGUUUGCAGUUGUAUUUAAAGCAGAGGACGAGUCUCUCUCUGUCAGACUGAUCCAGACGCCCAUCAGAUCCCCUGCUGUCAUCCACACUUCUCCACGAAGAAUGGAAUAUCACACGUCUCUUGUUUUGCUCAUUCUCAUCUCUUCGCCGUGGCUAAGUGCUGGGAAUGAUUACUGUGGUGGCAUUGGACCUGAAGAGUGCACUUACAUCACCUCUCAACAUCGCAUAAGAAGAGAACUGACAUUGAUAUGCACAGUGGUCAACGAAUCUACCAGGAAAACAACCUUCAAUGCAGAAGAAGCUAUUAAUCACAUCACUAAGGUCGACCAAAAUCUGAAAACGGAGGCACAAAUUUUAAUCAGUCGCUGGAAAAAUGAAUACCUAGUGGACAGGGCAAAAUCUAAACUGAUCACGUCUAUGAAUUUACGUAUCGACAUGCAGGGCAUCAUCAAACGCAACAAUCAGCGCUACUAUAACUUGCAGGUCCAACUGAAUACGAAUCGAGGUCCUAAUCGAAGCACCACGGUGUCUCAGAUCAUCGUACCUGAUGGAAUUCCAGACCGCUACAUCCGCAGAGCUUUUUGUGAGAGCUUGAAUCGCCGAGCUCGGGUUUUUGUUGAUGUUACACACUGAAAAAAACUUAAACGUAAAAAAAGGGUGAAAUGCAUGGCAGCACAGGGUGCCAAAGGUUUACCAUUAACAGAAAUAACGCUACACCCUGAACUGAGGUCACGUGUUUAAACUGUGAACAUAAGAAAACAUGUGUCUACCAUACAAUAAAAUAACAUGUUUUCACUGUAGUACCAAAUGAUUCGUCUGUUAAAUAAAACAAUGACUUCAAUUAAAAUGGUUGAAUUUAUAAAUUGGUAAAAUGAAAAAACAACAGUAUAAAACUUUCAAAAGCACACCGACAAAGCUUUAUGUGAGAGUUUGUAUACUUUUAACAAAGUAUGUUAUUGAUUGAGUUGUUUAUACAACUGCUAAUAUUAUUCUACUUGGUUUAAUUGUGUACAAAGCAACCAAAGACCAUAAGGUAAAAGACUGGACAACCACAUCACUGAAAAAAAUGAUUCUUGAGGGUUAGUAAAUAUUACCCAUGCAAAUCAGUUAAAUUUGACUUACAUAUAUUAAGUAGCAAAGUAAACUAUAUGCAAACUUACUGAAUCUACUCAAUAAAACUGAGGCAAGAAUGUCCACUCAAUUAGAUUGAGUAGGUUUUAUUCUAUGUGUUUAAGUAAAGAGUACCUACAUUUAUCAGAUAUGAGUCAUGACACACUGAAAGAAAUGAGAUAAAGUCUACCUAUAAGAGUCUAAUAUUUCUCAAUAUUAAUUACUUAUAUAAAUUGAGUAAUAUUAGUUUAUAUAACCGUCAACAGAUCAUCUACUUAUUAUGAAUGAUAAAUAUUGAAUGAUUAAACACUAAAUAUGACUUAUUCAGUGAAGCUUGAAUUACCUAAAAAUGGUCAGAAACAGGAGAUCGCAUCAAUUGCUUUUAUUGACCAAAUAGCAAACGUUUAAAAACCCUUUUUGACAAUGAACACAAGAUUAAUUUGAUGUCACCAUUAUCAUUAUCAUGAUCAGUGUUCACUUUAGUUGAGCUCUUGAGUCUUGCACUUCACAGAGUUACUUUUCUUUUACCAACCACAGCUGUUGUUCAUGUGCAACACUUCUGUGUUAAUAACGAAUGAGUUUGCUGCAUUACUAUAAUAUGGUACAUAAUAAAAGUGAAUGCUUUUUUAAUUUUUACUAUUUUAUUAAAAGGGUGUUUAUGGGUUUGAGAAAGAUUCUACAAUCAAAUGACAAAAUAAAGUUACCACAACAUGG